Messenger RNA from Cornus florida, 396 nucleotides. RefSeq lists its product as uncharacterized. Bases 1 to 396 code for a protein of 131 amino acids. The record is from RefSeq and is a predicted model, not a curated record. The transcript has a single exon. NCBI's taxonomy places the organism in Eukaryota, Viridiplantae, Streptophyta, Magnoliopsida, Cornales, Cornaceae.
AUGGAUGAUUGUAAGGCUGUCUCCACACUACUGUGCCCUAAUACCAAACUCUCACCGGAAUGUACUACUGAAGCAGUCCCCUCAACUCUCUACAGGUCUAUCAUUGGUAGUCUGUUUUAUCUUACAGCUUCAAGGCCUGACAUCAUGUACUCAGUGGGCUUAAAGGCUAGAUUUCAAAGUAAUCUAAGGGUUUCUCACCUUCAAGCAGCCAAAAGGAUCCUCAGAUAUGUCAAGGGCACCAUCUCCAAUGGUUUAUUCUACAUUUACUCACCCUCAAUGUAUAUUGCAACUUUCUCAGAUGCUGAUUGGGGUGGAUCUUUACCUGACAGAAAAAGUACCUCUGGUUAUUGCUACAUUCUUGGUUCUAAUAUAGUCUCUUGGUUGAGUAUAAAGUAA